GGACGCUGUUCAUUGUUGGCGUGACAUUUCCAAAAUAACCACCACAGAUACAUUUGAUGAAAUCGUGUUCAAUCGUGUUCAGCACAUUGCGUUUCCUUAUACCCGCGAGAAACAUUUAGCGCUUCUUUUCUAAAUUACUACUUACUUCCGUGCUGACUUAACUCCCGGAUACUGUGCGAAUGUCUUCGUUCUCACCAUUGGACAGAGGACGUCCUCACCAGUAUCAUGUCUGUGAUGAAGCCUCUCGAAGCCGCAUCAUCCCUUCAACUAUAUGCAGGCUCAUGCGGCCAGAUGAUGCCAACAUUGUGGGUAACGUGCACGGUGGCAACAUCCUGAAGAUGAUUGAGGAGGCAGGAUGCAUUAUUAGCACGCGACACUGCAACACACAGAAUGAGGACCGCUGCGUGGCUGUUUUGGUUCGUGUGGAGAAGACUGAGUUCUUGUACCCCUUGUUCAUCGGGGAGGUUGCCCACGCCUCGGCUGAGAUCACAUACACCUCGCAACACUCGCUGGAAGUGCAGGUCAAAGUCAUGGGAGAAAAUAUCCUCACAGGUGCCAAAAAGCUGGUCAACAGGGCCGUGCUAUGGUACGUGCCCUGCUCACUGCAGAAUGUCGACAAGAUCAUGGAGGUGCCGCCUAUCAAGUUUGACGCAGAACAAGAGGCGGAGGGUCGGAAGCGCUAUGAGGCUCAGAAGACAGCCAGACUCAAAACCAACGAUUUGGUUGAAGUUGUGCCACCUCCAUCCAAGCCAGAAAAGCACACAGUUGGCUUCAGUCAGUCCAGCCUGAUCCAUCUGGUGGGUCCCUCGGACUGCACACUCCACGACUAUGUUCAUGGAGGUGCGACCAUGAAGCUGAUGGAUGAGGUUGCCGGCAUUGUGGCAGCACGCCACUGCAACACCAACAUUGUCACGGCUUCUGUGGAUGCCAUCAACUUUCAUCGCAAGAUUAAGAAAGGCUGUGUGGUGACCGUCACAGGCCGUCUCACAUUCAUCAGCAGCAAGUCCAUGGAAAUAGAAGUGGUAGUAGAUGCCUGCUUAUUGGUUGACGCGGAGAAAGUUUCCUAUCGUGCAGUCUCUGCCUUCUUCAUUUUCAUCUCGCUGGACAAAUUUGGCAAAGCUCAGUCUGUCCCUCCUCUCAAGGUUAAUGGCGAGGAGGAGCAGAGGCGUUACGAUGAAGGCCAAGCCCGUUACGUCAUGAAUAAAGCCAAGAGACUUGCAGAGAAGGAGGCCAAGCAGUGACAAGGCUGAAACACAACGCCAAAGGAAAACAAAGCCCAUUUUCUCAUCGGGUUCUGCAAACUGUAGCCUCCUACUGAAACUUGACAUGCUUCAUGCACCAAAGCAAUCUCAUUCAAAUAUAUACCUAUAUAAUAUAUAUAAAAUUGGUAAAUAACAGAGAAAUAGUUUACUUUUGUGGCAUGCUACCACUGACUAGACUUUGACUUGAAGCUUUUCAAAGGACCUAAUGAAGUAUACAGGGUAAAAGUAAAUAUAAAAAUGAAAAAAAAAAAUGAAGGAACAAAUAAAUUAUCCCAACGUGA
Syngnathus acus (greater pipefish) is the source of this 1543-nucleotide messenger RNA. RefSeq names its product acyl-CoA thioesterase 7 (gene acot7). The record is from RefSeq and is a predicted model, not a curated record. Gene Ontology annotation, cellular component: nucleoplasm; cytosol; extracellular exosome. Lineage: Eukaryota; Metazoa; Chordata; Actinopteri; Syngnathiformes; Syngnathidae. The transcript is spliced from 9 exons. Gene Ontology annotation, biological process: acyl-CoA metabolic process; palmitic acid biosynthetic process. Gene Ontology annotation, molecular function: long-chain fatty acyl-CoA binding. The coding region runs from base 180 to 1241 and encodes 353 amino acids.